GAGCCCUAAUUUCAGAGAGCUCCGAGUCAUUCUCGUCUCGACAAUACUCCGAUUCAAUUCCACCGUCGAAUUAGGAGAAAUUGGAGCUUCAAGAAAACUGAAAGCCCUAGAUGGCCGACUACGAAGGAAGGUACGACGGUAACGGAGAGGACGCUGACGGCUCCUCUCCCCAACCGCGGAGCACUAACCAUGGCGGUCUCGACGAUUACAGCGAUUCCAAAUCUCAGCAUUCCCGUGAUUAUGAGAGAGAAUCUUCAAAGAGUAGAGAAAAGGGGCGCGAUAAGGAGAGGGACAGAGAUCGGGAGAGAGACAGGGAUAGAGAGAGGGACAGGGAUAGAGGGAGAAGCAAGGAUAAAGAUAGAGAGAGGGACAGAGACAGGGGUAGGGAUAGGGAACGAGAAAGGGACAGAGACAGGGAUCAUGAUCAUCAUCACCGCCACAGGGAUCGUGAAAGGAAUGAGCGAAGGAGAGAUAAGGAUGAUGAUGAUGAUGAGGAUCACUACCGUAGCCGCGACCGUGAUAGGCGGAGGGAUUAUGACAGAGACAGGGAGGAUAGGCAUAGGCGCAGAUCUCGUUCCAUGGGUAGGUCUGAGCAUAAAUCCAGAUCAAGGUCGCGUUCACGCUCACGUUCCAAAAGCAAAAGAAUUAGCGGUUUUGACAUGGCGCCUCCUGCUUCUGCACUAUUAUCUGGUGCUGCUGUUCCUGUGACAGGCCAGAUUCCUGGAGCUACUCCAACCAUUCCUGGGAUGUUCCCAAACAUGUUCCCUUUGGCGACUGGCCAGCAGUUUGGAGCACUUCCAGUUAUGCCUGUGCAGGCAAUGACUCAACAGGUUGGCAUUAUUGCUACUAGGCAUGCCCGGAGGGUGUACGUUGGAGGGCUUCCCCCUACAGCAAAUGAACAGUCGGUUGCUACAUUUUUCAGCCAUGUAAUGCAUGCUAUUGGAGGGAACACUGCUGGCCCAGGAGAUGCUGUUGUCAAUGUUUACAUCAACCAUGAAAAAAAAUUUGCCUUUGUGGAGAUGAGAUCUGUGGAAGAGGCCAGCAAUGCAAUGGCUUUGGAUGGGAUUAUUUUCGAGGGUGCCCCUGUUAAGGUUAGGAGACCUAGUGACUACAACCCAUCUCUUGCUGCAACACUUGGUCCAAGCCAGCCCAGUCCAAAUCUGAACUUGGCUAAUGUCGGCCUGACACCAGGUUCUGCUGGUGGCCUUGAGGGACCUGAUCGCAUUUUUGUUGGUGGUCUACCCUAUUACUUUACAGAAGUACAGAUCAAGGAGUUGCUCGAGUCUUUUGGACCCCUCCGUGGUUUUGAUCUAGUGAAAGAUAGGGAAACAGGAAACUCAAAAGGAUAUGCCUUUUGUGUUUACCAAGAUCUUUCAGUUACCGACAUAGCCUGUGCAGCACUGAAUGGGAUUAAAAUGGGAGACAAGACCCUCACGGUCAGGCGUGCUAAUCAAGGUGCCAACCAGCCAAAACCUGAGCAAGAGAGUGUUUUGUUGCAUGCACAGCAGCAAAUUGCAUUGCAGAGGUUCCUGUUGUUGCAACAGCCUGCUUCGGUGGCCACCAAAGUUGUAUGCUUAACACAAGUAGUUACAGAGGAUGAGCUGAAGGAUGAUCUUGAGUAUGAAGACAUAGUGGAAGAUAUGAAGCAAGAGGGCGAGAAAUUUGGUUCACUUGUGAGCGUCAUCAUUCCACGUCCACGACCAGAUGGUCAACCCUCACCUGGAGUUGGAAAGGUGUUUUUGGAGUAUGCGGAUGUUGAUGGUUCCACAAAAGCCCGUACAGGGAUGAAUGGCAGGAAAUUUGGUGGGAAUCCAGUUGUGGCAGUGUUUUAUCCGGAGGACAAGUUUACCCAGGGUGACUAUGACGCUAGUAGCUAGCCCCUUUGUAUUAACUUAAAGAUUGUCUGAAUUAUUUGUUUCUUCCCAGUUAUUUGCUGUAGUGGGAUCUUUGUAGCCUAGUGUAUAACUAGGAUGAACAUGAUGCAGUUUUGCACAUUUACAAAUCAAUUGGGUGACGGUUAUAAAUUUGCUCUUUUAUUUA
Molecule: messenger RNA, 2040 nt
Organism: Rosa rugosa (rugosa rose)
Lineage: Eukaryota; Viridiplantae; Streptophyta; Magnoliopsida; Rosales; Rosaceae
Product: splicing factor U2af large subunit A-like
Exons: 13
Coding region: 111-1877 (588 amino acids)
Biological process (GO): mRNA processing
Cellular component (GO): nuclear speck; commitment complex; U2AF complex
Molecular function (GO): poly-pyrimidine tract binding; pre-mRNA 3'-splice site binding
Source: RefSeq, a predicted model, not a curated record